AUGGAACUGGAACACUUCGACAUCGGCAUAAACCGAGUGGAGCAGAGAGAGGAGAAGGUCUACUACGUCAUCCUAAUUCAGUACAAAGAUCUCAAGUACGAAACCAGUAGGAGGUACAGCGAGUUUGAAGAGCUCCACUGGGAGUUACUCCACAUGGGUUUUUCAGCCCUACCAAAGUUACCCAAAAAAAAAUUAAUGGCCUACAAAAACGCAGAAUAUAUAAACUACCGAAAGAAGGUACUAAAUUCUUACAUGCACAAUUUAUUUAUCCGAGCGGACGUGAGAUGUUGUGCUGUGUUUCUGAAUUUUAUUUUAUUUUACGACAAAAUUAAUUUGUCCGUGGAUGUCGUAAGAACCAAACUGCUAAACAGCAUAGGAUCACAAAAAUUUUCCAUGAGCGAUUUGUACAUGAACGAAAAAUACAAUUUUAUCAUUUGUGUGUAUGAAGAUAAGAGCAAUUUGAGCAAGUUGGGAAAAUUGUGGUCCAUUAUUGAGCCAGACAUAGUUGGGGAGAUAAAAAUCUUCACUUAUAAUAACGACUUGACAUCCACCUUUUGCGAAACGUACAAAGAACAAACCGUAUAUAAGGCUCGAAACAUUGUGUGUGCAGAAUCGAAAAGUGAAGUGAUUAUAUCAGGGGAUGAUGGAAAAAUCCACAUUUAUAAAAUCGACAUGCAAUUGCUAACCCUAACUUAUGUAAAGUAUAUUCCUUGCCAUAAUGACACCAUUUUAAAAAUGAUGAGUUUCAAUUCCGAAUUAUUUUGUACUUGCGGUUAUGAUAACGCAUUCAGAUUGUUGCGAUUUCGUGAUUAUAAAAUUCUGAGUGGGGGACGAUGCAAUAAACGUUUGGACAAGGAUAAAAUUACUACAUGUCACCUGCUCAACUAUAGCAAUAUUGUCCUUGGAACGGACUGUUCCGUUUUCUUUAUUUACAAUAUGAUGACCAAUCCUCCCCUCUAUCUAGACACGAAGAAACUUAAAAAUGGCGAAAAAAUUAACUGCUUCGCCAACACGGAUAAGUACCUAUUCAUAGGUUACGACAACAUCAUUGCGUGUUACAAUUACCAUUAUAACAGUGAGGCAAAAAAUGGGAGGGGCCAAAUGUUAAGUGAGAACUUCUCAGAAUGUGUGUCUACCCAGGACCCGCCUGGCGGUAGCCACACCGAUGCGCAAAUGAAGGAAAAGCAACCGAUACUCACCAAACUGAUAGUAGACAACAACAUGUCCGCGCAGUACGUCCCACCAUUGCUCUACGACAACAUUGUUUUGUCCCUAAGCGUUAACAAAGAGAAGAAAGUACUCUACGCAGGGUAUGAAGACGCAAUUGUUCUCUGGUCCAUAACGAGCGGUCUGAUCAUUUCGGCCUUCCAUGGGCAUACAAACGGAGUGCACUUUUUAAAUUUUUCGAGCAGCUCAGAUUUUUUACUCUCAGGGGGAGAUGGGGGAAAUUUAAAAGUAUGGAAAAAUGACAUAGAUAAUUUUCGAAUAUGGAAGCCGAAGAGGAGGAGUUACAAACCCAACAAAUCGGCAGGCAUCGCCCCCCAAGCACUGUACGCCGAAUCCUCCGCCCACAAAAACAGUCAGAAUAACAAUUUCCAUUUUAACGAGAGUGAAGACGGUGACGAUGCCGAUAACAGAAGCAAUGCUCAAAGCGAGUCCAUGUCUAUUGACCACUUGUUGGGAGAAGCAAACAACAAAUGCGACUACCAAGUGUAUGAUACGUCCAACUACAAGAAAGACCUAAUUAAUUACAACGAAUCGACAAAUGUAAACAGUGUUAACUCCUCCAGGAGUAACCUUUUUUACGAUAAAAGUUUGAGUAAUGCACCGCAGGAGUUUCUGUCCGAUGCGAGUAAUCUCGAUGUGUGUAUACUCACAAGCAGGGAAGACAAACACCGAACCGGUAGCUACGACUCUAACGUUGAUGCAAAUUUUAGCAAAGGAGAUAACUCCUUUCACGCACCACAUUAUGACCAGGACUUUCAACAGAAUCAUGGAGAUUACUGCGUAGCAAAUGAGGAUCUAAUGUUCGACCAAGGUGGGCAAAAUGGGGAGCGUUCCCAGCAUGAUCAGUAUAACCUGCCUGGUCACAACGAUUACGGCGUGGCUCCCAUUGCACGACAUGGAUACCAAGCCGCCUACGAGAAGGGAGGUUCCCGCGGAAAGACACAACACGAUGAUGGUCAGCAUAACGAUGGUUAUCAUAGCAAUGGUCAGCAUAGCAAUGGUUACCAUAGCGUUCCUGAGCGAAACGUGGGUCAUCAGAGGGACGUGUAUCGAGCAAAUUACAACAGCGCCACUGCCCCUCAGACGCAGCACAACUCUGACGGGGGGGAACCGAAUUCGAUGCAUAUGAAGCAUAAUAAUGAGGACGACCAGUUCAAUAACUUAAAGAGGGACAUCGUUUACGUCAGUGACGAGGACGAUGAUUUGAUUUUAGCCUUUAGGUAA
Molecule: messenger RNA, 2451 nt
Organism: Plasmodium inui San Antonio 1
Lineage: Eukaryota; Apicomplexa; Aconoidasida; Haemosporida; Plasmodiidae
Exons: 1
Coding region: 1-2451 (816 amino acids)
Molecular function (GO): protein binding; phosphatidylinositol binding
Source: RefSeq, a predicted model, not a curated record